AUGAUACAUAAUUAGGUAGAUCAUUUUGUGUAACUGUCACAUAAAAGAAGUCAUUUUAUUCAUUUAUUUUGUUCGCAGUUUACAUUUUAUUGUUUUAGUCACAAUUAGUUAGUAAACCUUAACGUUACAAAAAUAUAGCGUCGCGUAGAGAAUUAAAAGUAUUUUCAAAUAUAAAGUGUCCGAAUGUUUGACAGUAAGGAAUAUCAAUUUCGUAAAACUGUUUUGUUUUUAGUUCUUGUUGAUCAGUUAGUUUGGACGUAAUUUGUUUGCUGACAUUUUUACUGUGAUUCAACAAUUUCAACAUGGCUUGCUUUGUACAAGGAAUAACUGCAUACAUUUCCGGUCUGGUGACGGACAUUCACAACACGAAAGACACUGCAAUUUGGUAUAAAAUCCAAGUUGUUGUCAAAGAUGUGUUUUGGCAUGUGGAUCGACGAUACAGCGAUUUCGAGGCUCUGCAUAGAAAACUUGUCGAGACACAAGGCAUUCCAAGAGACAAUGUCGUCCUCCCUCCAAAGAAAUUGAUUGGAAAUAAGGAUCCUGAAUUUGUCGAACAACGUCGAGCGCAAUUGGACAUCUAUUUAACAAAUGUAUUACAACUGCUGGGCCGAAAUCCCCCCGAUGAUCUCGCACAGUUUUUUAACCUUCAUGAAUACGAAAUCAUGUUCAUGUUAAAAAAGUUAGCUGUGGAUAUAUUUGAAAAGGGAGAUCAGAUUUUGUGCUCUGGAACACCUUUUAUACUAUCUCCAUACCAGAUUUUUGCUAUAAACGAACGGAUGAAAAUGGCAGUACCAUUUUUGGAUUCGACUGACAAACGGAAUGAUUUUACUCACAUUGUGGAUUUUUGUACAAACUUGAAGCAGUUGCAAAUUGUGGGUAGCAACAUACCAUUAGGCAGAAGUACCAUAAUCCCGAACCAGUAUGACGUCGACUUGUCCCCAUUCAAGUCUUUGGAGGAAAUUUCCUUCAAGAUGGCAAACUUUAACAAAAUAGCUGCUAUUGGAGUGGGAAGAGAAACAGUCCAUCGGAUAUCUGUACAAAAUUCGCAUUUAGAGUCCACGAAUGAGCUAUUGUUGUGUGAUACCGUGUAUAAGUCAUUCCGUGAUGCGGGUCCUUCCCACGUCUGGCCUAAUUUACGAUCUUUGCACUUAAGUAAUAAUGUGAUCAAGAGUGUGGAGGAUAUUGGGAAACUUGCUCCAAAGUUACGAUUUUUCGACUUGAGCUUUAAUCAGCUCCAUACAGUAUAUAAUCUCACAUCCUUGCCGGAGUUGGAACACGUUUCUUAUAGUGGAAAUGUACUAUCCUUCAUCGGUUGUGAUAUGAAUGUUUUACUGGGAAAUGUAACAGUGUUAAACAUGUCACAAAAUCAAAUCGAAAAUCUCAACGUUUUCAGCAAAUUAUACAGUCUCACCGUGCUCAACUUGAGUUGCAAUGUAAUCAACGAUGUGGAUGAGGUCGCACAUUUAUCAGACCUACCAUGUCUUGAAGUAUUAAUCUUGACUGGAAAUCCGGUCGCUUCUACCGUCGAUUACCGAGUUCGGGCUCUUGCAUUUUUUAACGAAAGAGCGAACGAUAUUUCUCUCGACAAUGAGAAAGCUUCGCUGUCCGAAGUCGAUCAAAUUUCUAUUCUUCAAGCAAUUGAACAAGCGCGGAGAACUACUUUAAUCAACCAACCUCGGCUCGCAUUUUAAUCGUGUUUAGAAUUUUUAAUUAAAAAUAUUAUAGUGCAACCAAAAAUUUUAUUAUGAUCAAUUUUUAUGGAAUAACUUUAUCUAUAGAAUAAUGUUGCUGUUACCAUCAACUCUGUGUGCUUUAAAAAAGCUUUAUAUAUGUAUACGCAUAAUACUAAUAAAAUAGCUAUGUUUUUUAAGUAUUUACCCCAAAAA
Folsomia candida is the source of this 1886-nucleotide messenger RNA. RefSeq names its product nischarin. Gene Ontology annotation, molecular function: protein kinase binding; phosphatidylinositol binding. The transcript has 7 exons. The record is from RefSeq and is a predicted model, not a curated record. Lineage: Eukaryota; Metazoa; Arthropoda; Collembola; Entomobryomorpha; Isotomidae. Gene Ontology annotation, cellular component: cytoplasm. Bases 303 to 1691 code for a protein of 462 amino acids.